CACCCUGCCGUGCUGACAGUCGCAGUUCUGAAUGUGACUGCAUGACAACAGUCGCCGCAUAAGUCCAGUCGGCCAGUCUGCAUCGUUAAUAUCGCCGAUAUUAGGGUCGGGGUGGGGGAAACACACACGGGUCUUUCUCGCAGUUUGCACGGUACAGAACCAUGGCUUGUGUCGCGAUGCCGGGAGAGCUGGGCCGGCCUCAUCAUCGCCCUUUCCUGAUCGGCGUGAGCGGCGGGACUGCCAGUGGCAAGUCGACAGUAUGUGCGAAGAUCAUGGAGCUGCUUGGCCAGAACGAGGUGGACCAUCACCAGCGCAAAGUGGUCAUCGUGAGCCAGGACCGCUUCUACAGGGUGCUGACCAUCGAGCAGAAAGCCAAGGCUCUCAAGGGCCAGUACAACUUUGACCACCCAGAUGCUUUUGAUAAUGAGCUGAUGUAUAAAACCCUGAAAGAUAUUGUGGAGGGAAGGCCGGUCGAGGUGCCCACGUAUGAUUGUGUAACCCAUUCCAGGCUGCAGGAGACGAUGACGGUGUACCCAGCUGACGUGGUUCUGUUCGAAGGGAUCCUGGUGUUCUACUCUCAGGAAAUCAGGGAUAUGUUUCACCUGAAGCUCUUUGUGGACACAGACUCCGACGUGAGGCUGUCCCGCAGAGUUCUUCGAGAUAUGAAGAGAGGGAGGGAUUUGGAACAGAUCCUGACUCAGUACACCACCUUCGUGAAACCGGCCUUCGAAGAGUUCUGCUUGCUGACCAAGAAAUAUGCAGAUGUGAUCAUACCUCGAGGGGUGGAUAACAUGGUUGCGAUUAACCUGAUUGUCCAGCACAUCCAGGACAUCCUCAAUGGAGACAUCUGCAAAUGGCAGCGGGGCGCGGUGAAUGGCCGUGGGUUGAAGAGGGCCCUGUCGGAACAAGGAGGCGUGGCUAACGGGAUUCCAAACCCACCGGGCAAGCGGGUUCUGUUGGAGCCCAGCAGCCGGCCCCACUGAGUGACGCACAGACGCCCCGCCUCCCGGGGGGGGGGUGAGCUGCUGUGCUGCUUACCCCACAGCACAGGGAUGCUCUGUGAGAAAACAAGGGAAUUGCAUUUGGCUGCUCUCUCUUGCUGGACAAGCUCAAAUAGAGACGUUAAAACCUAAGAACCAGCAAAAAUGGGAUGGUUCAAAAUCAGGUAGAGGAGAGGCUGCAAGUUGUUCUUGUAGAAAACUUAAAACCCCUGCAGUGAAAAUCAUCAUACAGAUUGUCAAAGUCCUUGCCCCUGGUAUUGUCGCAUGCACGCCAUGGUCACGUUGUAAGAGAGAGUUAUUAAUUCUAUAUAAACACGUGUAAGAUGAAUGGCAUUUCUACGUUGUAAUGAGAGUGUAUUUGCUUGCUGUGAACCACGUGUGAGGAAGGGUCACUGCUUCUGGGGCAGUAUUAUUUGGUUUGUUCCUGUCUUAUAAUACUUAAAAUCUUUAAAAUAGGAAGCUGAUUUUAGGCAUUGUACGUUCUGGUUUAAAAAAAGCAAGCCCUAGUCCUGCACUGGGUUCAUCAGUUUCCACCUGUUUACUGUUGAAAUGAAUGGAGGUGCAUCGCUAUUACUUCAGUUUGGUUGUUUUUUUAAUUGUACGUAGGGCAUGCCUUUAGUCUCGGCACUUGAAAUUGUUUGCAAGUCUCCCAGUCCUGAAUACUAUGUUGUAGUCUCAUUUUAUAGAAGAACUGUUUGCACUUUGAUAGGUAGCUGCUUGUUAAUAGCUUUGGUACCUAAAGUAAAGACAUUUAUUAAAACCGUUGGGGCAUUUUUUCUGAGCCCGCAGCUAUACUUGUCUCAUCAAUGUGAUUCUGUUUAAAUGUACAUUUUGCAAUGUAACCAUCAGUGUUAAGAUUUAUAACUGUUUUCUCUCUUUU
Messenger RNA from Polyodon spathula (Mississippi paddlefish), 1881 nucleotides. RefSeq names its product uridine-cytidine kinase 1 (gene uck1). Gene Ontology annotation, cellular component: cytosol; cytoplasm. The transcript has 7 exons. The coding region runs from base 162 to 983 and encodes 273 amino acids. NCBI's taxonomy places the organism in Eukaryota, Metazoa, Chordata, Actinopteri, Acipenseriformes, Polyodontidae. Gene Ontology annotation, molecular function: ATP binding; kinase activity. The record is from RefSeq and is a predicted model, not a curated record.